Molecule: messenger RNA, 525 nt
Organism: Selaginella moellendorffii
Lineage: Eukaryota; Viridiplantae; Streptophyta; Lycopodiopsida; Selaginellales; Selaginellaceae
Product: mediator of RNA polymerase II transcription subunit 11
Exons: 4
Coding region: 22-381 (119 amino acids)
Biological process (GO): regulation of transcription by RNA polymerase II
Cellular component (GO): mediator complex
Molecular function (GO): transcription coregulator activity
Source: RefSeq, a predicted model, not a curated record
GUUUUUUUUCGGGUGGGAGCGAUGACAACGAGCACGCAGCCACAAUCGCCGGCGCUUCUUCGUCUCGCUCAUGUCGAGCGGAAAAUCGUCCAGGCCGUGGAGUUUGCUGGAACGGUGAUGGAGGAGCUCGCCAAUGCGGGAGGGCCAAGAAUGGAGUUUGUGACCACACAAUGCCACGAGUUUAUGAAAUCUAUGAAGGACAUUCAAACGGUCCUGCACGAAGAGAUCAAAAGUAUGUGCGAGUACCGCCCUUAUGAGAACUGUGACUACAUUCCUCGGAUGGGUGGAGAAAUCAGUCUAAAGAAGAUCGACUGCGUUCUGGAUGAGCUCCAAAAACUCGAGGACACGAUCAACAAUUAUCAGAGCUCGGGACCAUCCUGACUCCAAUGUGGUUUUUCUCCAUCUCAAAGGUACUGCUGAUUGGCAUUCCUGGAACAAGGUUGGAAACUUUUUGGUAUGGUCUUUUGAGGAUUGUGCCAAGGAUUUUAGCCUGUAGCCACGUGUUGAGCCUGAGUUUCUGAUUCC